Molecule: messenger RNA, 2714 nt
Organism: Achroia grisella
Lineage: Eukaryota; Metazoa; Arthropoda; Insecta; Lepidoptera; Pyralidae
Product: putative sodium-dependent multivitamin transporter
Exons: 10
Coding region: 412-2112 (566 amino acids)
Biological process (GO): sodium ion transport; transmembrane transport
Cellular component (GO): membrane
Molecular function (GO): symporter activity
Source: RefSeq, a predicted model, not a curated record
AUCGUGCGCUGAGUCUGCUGAGGUGCUCUGUCAAAACAUAACCUCUGAAACAGUAGGUUGUGAAAUAAGUAAAAAACAUGCAAACUAUAUACAGUGAAAAAACCGGUUAUAAAUUUGUUAGAACUUUGAACGAACACUGCUUUUUAAACUUUACUUCAUAAGUAUUACGUGUUCAGUAUGGACGUUUAGCACUGUGAUUUAACUUUCCUUCAUAUUUUUCCUAGCGUAGCGUGCGUGAAUAUAUUUAGGGUUACCAAGGUUAAAUAGUAUCGUUGGUCGUUGCUAGUGUUCACAAUAAUAAUUGUUGUAGUGAUGUAUCCACUAUCGAAUAUUGUAUAAUAUUAUAGUUACUGAACGAGUAACCACUGCUUGAUCAUAGUGCAAGUUUGUUUGUGAUUUACUACGGUCAAGAUGGUGCAAUCAAUAUUUGGAGUAUGGGACUAUAUUAUUAUGGUGUCCACAAUGAUUGCAUCAGUUGCCAUUGGAGUUUAUUUUCGAUUCAGCGGAGGCAAACAGAAAACGAAUGAGGAAUACCUCAUGGCUGACCGUAAUAUGUCUAUAUUUCCCGUUGCUGUAUCUUUGAUGGCCUCUUUUAUGUCCGCAAUUACGUUAUUAGGACUGUCAGCAGAAAAUUAUUACUUUGGAAUGCAGUUUGUGGUCAUAAAUAUAUCGUAUGGUAUAGCCACACCUAUAAUUAGUAGACUUUAUCUUCCCGUAUUCUUUGGACUUCAAAAGACAAGUACUUAUGAGUAUUUAGAGCUCCGCUUCGGCCCACGAAUUAGAAUGCUCGCGUCGUUAACGUACACAUUACAAAUGGUGCUAUAUAAUGGUAUAGUGUUAUAUGCCCCCGCUAUAGUUCUAGAAUCUGUGACUGGUCUGGACAGAUUGAUAUCGAUAUUAGUUGUAGGCUUAGUUUGCACUUUCUACUCAACUUUGGGAGGCAUGAAAGCAGUGUUAUUCACUGACUUGCUUCAGUCUUUGCUGAUGUUUGGAGCUGUAUUCAGCGUGGUCGUGUUCAGUGCGGUGCAGCUUGGAGGAUUUGAACAAAUAUUUAUAAAAGCCAAAGAGGGUGGACGUUUAGACUUUAGUAAUUUCAGCUUAGAUCCAACUGAGCGACAUACAUGGUGGUCACUCGUGUUUGGUGGCCUAUUCACUUAUAUGUCUCUAUAUGCAGUUAACCAUACACAGGUUCAACGUCUGCUAACAGUAAGCACCUUGGAGAGAUCACAGAAGUGCUUAUGGUGGAGUUGGCCUGUCCUCUCGUUACUAAGUAUUGUGACAUGCAUUGGUAGUAUAGGGAUUUAUGCAGUGUAUAAAGACUGUGAUCCAUUGAUGAAUAAAAAAAUUGCUUCGAUUGACCAGCUAAUGCCUUAUUAUGUGGUGGAUGCAAUGCGGAAAGUGCCAGGACUGGCUGGUCUGUUCGUGGCAGGCAUUUUCAGUGCGUCAUUGUCCACAAUAUCGGCAGCUUGCAACGCGCUCGCUGCUGUAACUCUCACAGACUACGUCGGUAGGUGGUGUAACAUCCGCGAGUCGUACCUACCAUGGUUAACAAAACUAGCGGCAUGCGGGUAUGGAUUGGUGUUCCUUGCAUUGGCCUUCCUCGCCGAGCAUAUGGGUGGUGUGCUGCAGGCUGCCUUUACCAUCUUUGGAGCAGUCGGUGGACCAUUGUUGGGCAUGUUCACACUUGGCAUGUUUACCACCUUCGCAACAGAAAGGGGAGUCUCGAUUGGAUUGAUUUCCGCUAUGAUGAUGACACUUUGGAUGAGUUUUGGGGGUCCGCGGCCGUCACCCGUUAAACUACCUCUUAGCACGGAGGGCUGUGGAUUGAAUGGGACUAUAACAUCAUUCCCCCCAAAUAACCCAGAUGACUAUUUUUAUUUAUAUAGGAUUUCUUAUAUGUGGACUAGUCCGUUGGGUUUCGUGUGGGUGUUGGUGGUGGGCAGCGCGGUGUCUGCUCUGUGGCGGCAGCAGCAGCCGUGGGAGCGCGCGGGCCGCAAACACCCCGACCCCGCGCUCUUCACGCCGCCGCUCGCGGCGCGUCUGAGGGCCGCCGCACAACACAAAACUGAUGUUCAGUGUGAACUUCUGAAGUGCGACGGAAUUCGAGACUAAUACUACAGAAUAUCUAAGUAGUUAUUAUAUAAUAGUUUUGUGUACUUUCUAAUAAAAAAGUGAUCCUUAAUAAAAUAAAAUGUAUUUAAUGCAUAUACAUAGUUAGUUGUAAUCUGAUAUUUCAGUGUUGGGAAAGAAUUUAAUUCUUAGUAGAUACUUAAUUAUUGCGUGUGUAACAUGCGAAUUGAUCAUUACAUAAUUUAUUUCAUAUGAAAAAUUAUGUAGUAGUAGAAUAUAUUCUGUUAAGUUGAACUAUAAAUAAAAUACUACUUCAAGCAACUGCUUUAAACUUUAGCACAAUGCAGGUGAUAUCAAUAUGAAACUAUUGAAUUUUAUUCGUAUUAGGUACACAUAGUACAGUUAAUGUCUGAAAACUGAUUUUAAAGCAAAUUUGUAUAUGGCACACAUAUUAUUUUAAAUAAAAUGCUACGGAAACUGCCUAUUAUUAACAUGCAUAGCCAAAUGUUUAAUUUAUAAGACAAAAGUUAUGUGAACAAAAUCUCAUUUUGAGAAAUGGUCGAGUAGUUUAGUUUAGUAGAGGCAAUAUAUUAUACGAGUAUGUAUGUAUACCCACUUAAAAGAAAGCAAAUUGAAUAUUUCUA